GCACAUCGUAGUGAAUCUUGGGGAAGCAGCUCUGCGCGAAGCGAAGCAUGCACUUGCCGGAAAGACCAGGCAGCCCUUUGUGUUCAGAUGGACUCAGUUUGGUCUCUCGUCUGUCUGUAAACGCGACAGAAAUAAAGUAAAAAACAAAAACAAAACAUAGAGUAGGGGGAAAAGGGCGGGACUUCCUCCAGACAUAAACGCGUCAGGGCCUUUAAUCUCUGCGUACAGCUUCGAGACGAGCCAGUGCAGGAUCAGAUAACGAGGCUGUCAAAUCCCACAACGCGAUGCUGCGCUGUUUGCUGCGAGGAGGCUGCAGUCCUCUCUUCUGGGUUUGGGUCCUGCUUCUUCCUCUGGCCUCCCUGCAUCGCCUCAACCAACAGGGCCGCAGGGACCGCAACGUGAAGGACCGGCCCAAACUGCUGCUCGUUUCCUUUGACGGAUUUCGUUGGGAUUACAUCUACCGGGUCCCGGCGCCUAACUUCCUCAAACUCAUUGAAGAGGGGGUGAAGGUGGAGCAUGUAGAGAACGCGUACAUCACCAAGACCUUCCCCAACCACUACAGCUUGGUGACGGGGCUGUACGCCGAGUCGCAUGGCAUCGUGGCCAAUGAGAUGUACGACCCUGUUCUGAACCGCUCCUUCUCAAUGGAGACGGACAGUAUAUAUGAUUCACGGUGGUGGGAGGAAGCGGUGCCUCUCUGGGUGACCAUCCAGAAAGCUGGAGGGCGGAGCGGAGCAGCGAUGUGGCCAGGGUCCGACGUGAGGAUCCAUGGCAUGUACCCCAAUAAGUACCUCCAGUACAAUGCCUCAGUCUCCUUUGAAUCCAGAGUGGAGCAGAUUAUCAAGUGGUUCUCUGCACCCGAAGAAGAAGCGGUGGAUUUCGGGGUUCUGUACUGGGAGGAGCCAGACGAGAGCGGACAUAAACUGGGACCUCAGAGUACCCAGAUGGACAAAGUCAUCUACGGGAUCGACGAGAAGCUCGGAUUCCUCAUAAACGAGCUGAAGAAGGCACGGCUGUAUGAGAAAGUGAACCUGAUAGUGACCAGUGAUCACGGGAUGGCGCAGCUUUCCCCCGAUAAAAUCAUAGAGCUGGAUCAGUAUGUGAGCAGAGACCUGUACACCUGGGUGGAUAAGAGUCCGGUGGUGGGGAUACUGCCUAAAGACGGAGCGCUUGAAGAGGUGUACGAUAAGCUUGUGGACGCGAACCAGAAUAUGCUGGUGUACAAGAAGGACAACAUUCCCCAGCACUUCCACUAUCAACACAACGUCCGGAUCAUGCCCAUCAUCAUAGAGGCCAGAGAGGGUUGGACCAUCGUGCAGAACAGGAGCAGUCCCUUCAUGUUGGGAAACCACGGCUAUAACAACACCUUACAAAGCAUGCAGCCGGUGUUUGUCGCCCGAGGGCCAGCCUUCCGCCAGAAGUACGUCAAGACCUCCAUGCGCUCUGUCGACCUUUACCCUCUCAUGUGCCAGAUCCUGUCCAUCAAGCCUCUGCCAAACAAUGGCUCCCUCUUAAACGUUAUAGACCUGCUGUCCCCGGACACGACUCCACCCAAGGUCCCCGAGUAUUCCUAUGCCCCCGUCGUGGGUUCUUUUCUCGGUGUGGUGAUGGUGCUGGGCUUUCUGGUGGUCUACAUCAGACAAGUGACACUCAAACAGCUGCCGUCACUCAAACACAGAAGCAGGGAGAUGUCGCAGCCUUUACUGCAAGAGGACUUGCAACUGUAGCUGAAGAAACAGGAAUGAUGGCAGACAUAAAAGAAGAGGAGGUAUUGCUCCCCAAGGUAGUCUCUUCUGCCCAGAAGCAUCCCCCAAACGCUUCCCUUAUAACGACUAAAUGCCAGUGUGAUUCCCUUUUUAUUAGAUAGAGAUCAAGGGAAUCUAAUCUAACCUCCGAAUCAUAUAGAGGUAAAACUUGAUUGCUUGUUUGUAAGGGAAAUGCCAAGGGUUUGCUUCUGGUGCAGGCUUUAUCAAGAUAAUAAACCUUUACAUGGGCUUUAUAGUGGCUUUGCUUUUAUUGUGAUUUUACCUACUAUCAUUUUGUCAUCUCAUCAUCAUUUAAAAAGUGAAAGUGGAAAAUGAACCUGUGAAUAUGGCAGGUAUGAAGAAUUGUUAGCCAAAACCAUGACUCUGAUACCACGAAGGUGUCAGUAUGCUCAAAAUGAACUUGUUGGUCUGAGGUUUCCAGUGUUAUAUUUCCAGACAAGCCUGUCUUGAUGGCAUUCAUAUUGUUGCAUUAGUGCACAUGAGAAAACAGAAGUAUCUUGAUUUUUUUUUUAUGGAAAAGUUCUUCUUUGCUUACUUUCUCCCCUCCGCACCUCUGACCAUGUCUCUGUGCUCAGCAGACAUGAUGUCACCUUUGGAAGCUUACAGACACCUCUGUAUGGCUGGGUGAUAAAACAACAACAACAUGCCAAUAUUUUACUUAAAUUACUAAGAUUACUUCAAUUGAAUGUAUUGAACAGGCUGUUAUACAGCAGGAAAAUACACAACAGCCAGCUAGUCCAUGAUUUUGCUUGCAUGGGAAGCUAAUGCCUGCUUUACACUGCAAAGCAUUAUUCAUUUGCUGAUAAAUUGGAUUUGUCUUUAAAGGAAGAAUGUGUGACUUUUUGAUCCAGCAUGAAACCAAAAGGAAGUGUUGUUGGACGACACCUCCGCUAUUCUGAAGGCUCCGCUCUCCUCCAGUGGCACACCUCUGACCCCCCUCUCUCCUCGCAUUCGCAUCACAAAGUUGUACCUUGCUCGAGCUGCAAUUGUCUGCGUCCUGCAUUGUUGUGUUAGCAGGCUAAUGUUAGCACACUUUGGUUAACACAUAGCUUCAUAUUGCACAUAAAUUAAUAGAAUGACAGAGAUCUAAAAACGCCUACGUGACAUCCAAAUAAGCAGUGAGUAGACUUUGUUAUUCUUCUUUUCUCUAGUCCUUGACUAAAACAGCUUUAUACGCAAGGCCGUCCCGUCCAUGUAACAAUGAUGUAAACACAGCCCGGCAACCACACAGCUGGCGGAAUUAACUUGAUUUCUGCUGUAUUUAUGUGUAAAAUGUCACACAUUCUUCCUUUAAUCAAAACUGAGUUUAACCAAAUGCCACAAGAACCAGUGUUUAAAGUGAGAUCCAGGUGAUCUUUCAAAGAUACAUUAUACAUUGCAUCAAUUACACGAUGUAAGUAGCAGUUUGGCUAGCAGCCCCCUCAGAGGACAUGCUUUGAGAGACACAUAUUUUUCAUUUCUAAGCCCUCCAUUCUGCUACUUUCUUUUCAUUUGGUUUUUAAUUGCCAGGUCUGUUUGUCUUGAAGAGGAAAUGAAAUUGACUAUUUUUUUUUGCUCCCCCUUAAAACUCUUGAACCGUAAAACUGAAGAAUGACCACAGAAAGAAUCCUUAUGGAAAAACAAACCAAGAUACUAGAGACAAGCUGCAGCUUUGAAUAAAUGAUAGUCUCUACCUUACAUAAUGAAGCUUUUGGUUUCUUUUUUUCUUUUUUUUUUUUUUUCAGAUUUAUUUUUGGGCAUUUUGUGCCUUCUUUUUAUUAGAGAGAUAGGACAGUGGAUAGAGUCGGAAAUCAGGGAGAGAGAGAGAGAGUAGGGAAUGACAUGCGGGAAAGGAGAGAUGCUAGUUAAAAAUCUAAAAAACAACAAGAGUUCCUUUGAAGCAUACUGACACCUUUACUCCUUGACAGUAUAUCGGCAUUUUCAAAUCUAUGCAAACAGGUUUGUAUGUCAUGAAGGAAGGACAGAAGUCGAUCUUGUCUGGUUUGUGCCACAAUUGUUGUACUUGUGGUCUGAGCACUGAAUUAGCAGCUACUUUGAAAUAAAAAGACUGUGACCAAUGGGAAAUGUAUUUAUAACACUCAAAGAGAUUCAGGAGCUCAGCAGGGGUCAGUGUUAUAUUUUGAAUGUUAUACUUGGAAUCAAGUCUCACUCCAUGUGCCAGACUACUGCUCAUACAUGUAGGUCAUUGCUCUUUAGCAGUCAGUAACCAUUUGCCUUUUAAAUAACAGAGAACUUCUCUCUCUAACGUGUGCAAUCGUUUGUGUGUCAGUCUGUUAUUUUGUAGAUUUGUGUUUGGAGAACAUGUGUCUGUGUAGAUGACUGUGUACUGUCCUCCUGUUCAUACACUCACCGUCAUUACCACGGCCAUUUGUUGGUGAAAUGUGAAGUGCAAUUGCUAUUGGUCAGUAUUUUGUCUUAGGGAUUUUCAAGGGUUUUGUUGUUGCUCGGUUGAGAAGACUAUUUCGGCAUGACUUGUGAGAACUGUUCCCCUGAUUUGCACUAUAGGAUAGAAAUGAAAGAGAACCAAGGGGCAGUGGCUGGAUGCUUUUUAGGUCAUGUUUAAUUUGCACUCGUUGUUCGUAGUAGCUAUUUGAAACGAUACAAAAGUUAGGUGCCUCUUGCCAAAAAGCUUUUUAAUGAGCGUAGUGAUAGAAAAGUCAAGUAGAAUCAAAAUCGAAAUAAAUAAUUCUAAUAUUUUUUCAGCAUCUUUUAGGAAACAAUUGAUUAAAUCUUCUUCUGUUUUUUGAUGCACUGACUAAUACCUGUUGCCCAAAAAUGACAGACAUCACUGUGAUAUAUAGUUUUUACAAAAUUUAAAUUCAUAAAUUGAAAGAAUUUAUAUGGAAAAUGUUAAUUUUCGGAUAACUGUUGUUUUAUGAAAGAGGUGUCGGAUAAUUUUGCCCUGAAUUUUUGAAAUGAAACAUGUCAAGAAUAUAUUUAAAUAAUUAUUUGGAAAUAAUUAGAAAGUAAUUCAUAUUAGAUCAGGUUUAUCUCUGUGGAUUAUUAACUUGGAUUUGAAGAAUGGAUGAUUAAAUAUCUUUACCAUGUUGAUGCAAUUAAAGAGUCUUCUGAAAUUAAAGGGACGUGUGUGAAACGGA
Labrus mixtus (cuckoo wrasse) is the source of this 4864-nucleotide messenger RNA. It is a transcript of the gene enpp5, whose product is annotated as ectonucleotide pyrophosphatase/phosphodiesterase 5. Bases 285 to 1727 code for a protein of 480 amino acids. The transcript is spliced from 4 exons. The record is from RefSeq and is a predicted model, not a curated record. NCBI's taxonomy places the organism in Eukaryota, Metazoa, Chordata, Actinopteri, Labriformes, Labridae.